AACCAUCGAACGUGGACAGUUCCUAAAAUGGCGGCGAUUACUGUCAGUGUAGAGUGAAACUUUCCAAUUUUUAUUUAAAAAAAAUUGUCAUUCUGCUUAAUAUUUUAUGGACUGCAGUCGUGUUUUUUUGUUGUUUUUUUUUUUUUAAUUUAAGUAAGCAUUAUAGGAAUACUACGACGUUCAACACGGAUCGUCAGGACCGAGAAUAAUCUUUAAGCCUCCGUGUUUGAUCGCCAAAUCGUUGGGCUUCCCUCGAAGUUGACGGUGGCUUAGUGCCUGACAUUGCGAUCAUACUGACUGUUGUUGUCAUCGGAUUGCUCAACGCGGAACCGUCAGCUGGAUUCUGUCAGGGGCAGGUCGGAGAUCCUGAGGACGUGUCACGUCACCUGUCAGUUGAAAUAAAUAGGUGGUGUUGGAUGCCACCGCCAUUCACUGUCGAGCUGAAUUUGGUUUGCUAGCAUCUUCCAUCCUGGCAAAUCAAAUGGAGAAGCUCCAGGAUCUGAGCCAAUCAGAGCUACAGGAGCUCCUGGACAACCCGGAGAGGGUGGAGUCUAUGGCUCUGGAGUCUGACGAGAUCCAGAACAUUCAGUUGGAGAGGGAGAUGGCCCUAGCAUCAAAUCGCAGCCUGGCUGAGCAAAACCUGGACGUAAAGCCUCGUCUUGAGUCACAGAAGGAGGUGCUGGUGGAGAGAUAUUCUCAGCUAGAGGCUGUGAGAGAAACCUACAGACAGCACUGCUCCCUGAGAGAUGGGAUGGUGGGUCAGGUGUCUCCAGAGGCAUUGUUCUCCAGACUACAGACAGAGGGCAGCAAAACGGAGGCAGAGUCAGAGGCUCUAGCUGAUGAGUUUCUCGAGGGCUCUUUGCUGUUAGACUCUUUCCUCGACCGCUUCCUCUCCCUGCGCUCCCUCGCUCACAAAAGACGGGUGCGGAUAGACAAACUUCAGGAGAUCCUGCGACAAAGGAGUGAGUGCAACCCCACUGCCAUGACAUCAUCAGCAGGCAUCAGCCAGGACCCUGCUGCUAUGCCCUCACCAUGGAACCAACAGACAACAACAACAACGACAACAAAUCAGCAGCAGCCGAACUCCAAACCUCAGUCCUCCAGCUACCAAAACACCUCGCAGCCAGCUUCCUCUGCUGCAUCUGGCCUCCCCUACAGCCCAUACCCUGUUACCCCCUCAAAUCCUGCCCCUGCGGCGGCAGCAAGCUCUGGUCACAACAACCCACCAGCACAGUUUCCUCCGUACCCAAGUUCUGGAUCACCUUUCACUCCAGCAGGGAGCUUCUCUGGCCCCAGACCUGCUUUUGGGCCUCCAUCCUCAGCUGCCUGCCCUUACCCAGCUCAGCCCUCUUUCCCUACCCCACAUCCAGGCUCAGCAUUUGGCCAGUACACCCCCAGCCACCCCCAGAGUGGCCCUGCGCCCUACCCAGCCUCCUACAGCUAUGGCGGCUACAGCUACCAAGCCGGGCCCUCCUAUCCCAAUUCUCAGUCGCCAACAGGGAGACCGAUGUACAGACCAGGAUAUGGAGUUCCACAGCCAUACUCCUGAAAGCACUACUGGUCCUCUCUAUCGAUUCAUCUUCUCAAUUCUUCCCUUCUGUGCUGUUUCAAACCCCAAACUCCAGCCUCCUUACCCUUAUUCUCUCUCCUCCUGUUAUCUUUUUACCUUUUCUACACUCUCUCUUCCUGCCUCCUAUUCUCCCAGAUUCAAGAGGUUUCUUGCUUUACUUAUCUUUGUUGCACUAUUUCUCUCUUUCUCUAAUUAUCAAUCUGUCGAUCUCCUAGUAUGUCUCCUCUCUCCUUUUCCCUUUCUCUGUCACCCUACAAUCCACCAACUCCCCCACACUAGUCUCAGGUUGUUGCGUUGUGUUUAAGUGUUAAAAACCUUGUAUGGUCAUACACUCACUGUCCCCCAUCGCUCCCUCCCUCCUCCUUUUCAAUUUCAAGUGUGUGUUUGUUGCUGUUUGGCAAUCAGAAAUUCCUUAUAAACACACAAGUGCACUCCCCCUUAUGACAAAUACGUGAAAAAAAAACCUGUCUUUGUAACACUGCACCAGUGUCCAAUGGCUGUCUGACCAGACUGUCUGAUUCACAUGAUUAAAUUGGAAAAGUGGAUGGCUAUCACAGCUGUGGCGCUCAUAAUAAGUUCAGUGUAGUUGCAAGGAACCAUAUUUCCAGCUGUAGCUGCCUGGUCUAUAAGCUCUUCCAGAAACCUGCUGACUCCAAACAUCAAUGUGGCAGGUGGAUUUCAUUAUGCACAGUGGGCAGAAUAACCACCUUUAAGUCAAGAAACCAGUCACCCUUUAGUUUCUUUUACCAAAGAACCCUGUGACAGUGCUUUGUUUUUUCCUUUAUAGUUUAACAUUGAAAAAGAAAGUUAGGUGCAGCUGUGCUUUCCCUCCCCUCAUUGUAAAGGUCCAGUCAAACCAGAAAGUGGCAAAGCAAUGAAGUUUGGUGACACAGUGAAAACUUGUGCAAAACAAUAGUGAUGAAUCAAGUGUCUUAUCUGUUUUCUCUGUACUGGUUUAUUCAUUGUGGUAUUUUGUUCUCAGGAUUUCUAAUCAUUAACAGGAGUCAAACAUGUUAGCAGCCAUUGUAAAUGUCUCUCAAUAAGCCAUGUGGCAGCCUGGUGAUGAGACAAUAGAGAAGCAGCCCCAGCAACAGUUUUGGAAAUUACCUAAAGGCCUUUUUUUUAACUCUGAGACAUGCUAUGUGUUCCAUAGUGAAUGACAGCCCUACAUGCAAGUCAGAGAAAUUAAUCACGUUUUUAUUAAAAAAUGAAUACAAGUUUACAGCUGCUGAACUAAUUUACUUUUUUCCCUUUGGCCACUUGGGGGCAGCAGAGAGCUUGUUGUAAUGUAACAACAUUGACAGAACAUGACCAUGUAAAGCUGAUAGGCUGACCGGGACAGUUGUUUAUAUCCAAGUCAAGCUGUCACAGAGCAACAAUAGCAUCAAUUUGGAGUCAUUGUCUGGUACGGUUUCCAUUCCCAAGAAACAUGUUUAAAAAUACUAAGUUAUCUAAACAAUGAGUAAAAAUAGGCUCUUAGAAGACUAUGCAGCAUUUGGAAAUAUUUCACUGUCACUGGUUUUACACAUAGGCAUCUAAUGCACUGUAAUAAAAAAUAAUGAUUAGAGCAGCUUUAAGACAUGGUUGGGUCUUUAACAAACCUUUCUUCCCCAGGUAUAGUGAAUUCAAAUUUCUAAUCCCUUUCCCAGAGCAGGUUUCCAUUCCUUUACCCAAAUAAAGAUGGCAAUUAGACUUGUACAGAUUUUUUUGGAUCCAAUAGUUACUAGUGUCUGGUAGCAUAUCCUACAAUUUUAGUUUUGAGUAUCUUAUUUUAGUUUUGUAGUUUAUUCCACAAAAAAUACAAACCGCUAGCAAACAUGGCAGAAAGGGGGUACUGCCAGAUGUCAGAUGAAGUGUUACAGAUCCUGAUGCUUUGGAAGGCAGAUGUUUACGACAACAUUCAGAUAACUCGCCUGAUUUGCCUAUGUUGCAGGUGGCCCAAUUGUCAAACAAAUCUAACACCAGUUCCACAACAGUACUUGAGUUUUUCAGAUUCUGUUUGCAUUUGAAAUGCUUGAGUUGAGUUUGUUUGGGGGGACUUUGACAAUUUGACAAUUUCUAGCAACUACAUAGAACUAGGCAGGUUUUUACCAGAAAUGCAAAUCCCCACUGAUAGAGUAUGGUGUUUUGUGCUCGAAGCAGGUAAAAUAAAAGUCUUAAUGUGGGUGUUAGCAAAGAAAUCUAGAUAGUUUGAUGGAGAUUUGGGGGGAGUUAGGGACACUGUAGUCCUGUAGUAUCACCCUUGACCUGAGACAAUGAUACCUGCUGGAGUCUCUGUCGGUCAGACCAGUCUGAAUCUCAACAGAACCAACCACUUUGUCUGUAUCCUCCCCACUAACACUCCUCUGUCCUGACCUCCUUUACACCACCCUCUUCCUCUUCCACUCCGCAUCUGCUUAUUGAACAUUAACUGAUGCUUGACAAUGAUUAUCAGAAGAAAACAAGUUUUAUUUCUAUAACUUCACACUAUCAUCAGAAAUACAUAUGGUCCUGUAUAGUUUAAUUGAGUGAAAAUAUAAAGGUUGGCGAUCAGUUCUGUGUCAAUUGAAUCAAUUCAAAUAGAAAUUGCAAAGUAGGUAACUGAUGAUGGAUGAUUCAUGUUUGGUUUAGCAUUCUAAAUUUGUGUUACACUUUUGAAAAACUACCAAACUAGCAUAUCACCAUGAAAAGGUUAUCUUUACAUGUCCUCUCAGAUCACUUCAUAGCUGAUAUACAGUGAGAUAUUCUCCCAAGUCAAAACAGCAUCUGUCCAGUGGGCAAAUUGGAGAGAAUUCAGGGGUUCUGUAAAAAUGUCGGGAUGUUUUAUCUUUAAACUACAGUACCAAUAUUGUCACAUGCAGUAUUUCAAAACAUCAUGAUAUUCCUUUCAUUAGGGAGCUGAACUGAAUCUUGAGGUGAUUAAAUUGAAUCCAAAUAGGUGCCAGGCUCUAAAAUACUGUACUACGAUUAACACUUCCCAAAUGCAAAGUAAGGGAAUCAUUGAAGGCAGCUCAAAUUGCAUACUGAAUUGUGAGGUCAUAAUUGAAUCUGUUAAGUUAGUUUGAAACAUGUAAAAGCAGCAAGGUAAUAAAGUUAGAAAGUAGUUAAUUAGAAGGUACUGAAGCAGUUAGUGUUUGUGUGAUUGCAGGGAGGGGUUGUGUGCCAUAUACACUACAGAGCAGCAACACACAGCUUUUAUCAGCUCUUUCCAUCUUUGGCCCACGGCACUGCAUGUGUCGCACAGAAUUUUCCCAGAGAAUUCUAAAGAGAAUAAUUUUCUUCUUUUUUUGCACCCGAAGGGCCUUUUACCUGCUUGGUUCUUUAAUAGAGCUGUGAGUGAUGCCUGAACAGUGAAAAUUAUUCCCUGCCCCGUCACAGCAGUGUGUCUUUGCAGCCCAUCAGUGAUCUCAUGAAGGCCUCUGUUCCAUUACUGUGCGCUAUACAUCUAUAUGUCUUCAACACCAAGAAAACGACUGUGCGUACCAGAUUCUAAUAAAUCACCCUUUAUAAAGCAUUGAGCAUUGAGUUGUAACUAAAGGCUUUAUGAAUGGUUAAUAGAUAAUGGGCUCAUGCUUCACAAAUUAGUUUAUCUAUGAAGCCGUGAAAGAUACAAUUCAUAGCUCCUCAAACCAAUCAUUCAUUAAUAAAUCCUUUGCGAGAAAAAAAUCACUAGUACUGUCCAAUCAAAAGCUGUCAGCUGUGAAACAGGAAGUCGCUUUCAACUCACAGGCUGGUUCCUAAUUCCCCAAAUUGACAGUGCAGGGCCCAACAACAUAUCAGACUUCACUGUUACUCCUUUUUAACGAUUAUGUUACUUCACAUGCAGACAUGGUUCACAGUUAGUAUUCCUGCGGUUUAGAAUGAAUAGGAUAUUUGUGAUUAUUCCUAUCUUGUUAGGUAAUAUAGUAUAACACAUUAUUAUUAUUAUUAUUAUUAUUAUUAUUAUUAUUAUUAUUAUUAUUAUUAUUAUUAUUAUUAUUUGAAUAAAAGCUAGUUGCUGAGAGAGAAGGGAUGAGAGAGACACACUCUACACAUAGAGCAGGCAUCGGGAAUUCUUUGGCUAUGGAAAUCGUGGAAAACAGCUCUGAUAUUAUGUGGUAUGAGUAAGUAAGUGAGUGUCGGGUCAUAAGUGUCGUCCAUAUCCUGCUAGUUUGUGUGGUAAACCUGUUCUCAAUGACUCUUCUCCUACCUUUGCUAAGUUCUUAUGAACAGCUGGUGUUUAUCGUUCCCCAUCAGCUCCAUACCAGUCCAUUGGUCCCUUACCAUCUUGACCAAAAAACAUUAAAUCACAGCUUAUUUAACAACAUUUAUAGUUGAAGACCUGGUGGCUAUUGACAUACUGAUGUACAUUACUUAAUGGAUUAAGAGCAUUUAUAACUGCAUUAUUACCAAAUGGAAGGAUAAACUUAGGUCAAAGGGAUGUUUUGCAACCUGCCAACACAAUGUGAUCUCAUUACUAUAUCAUAACUGAGAUCUCCAGGUAUUUAUUUUAUUUUAUCCAUUAAUAAGCCAUUAGUUACAAUUUAUAAAGCUUUAUGAAGGGGUUGUUUAUUCACCUACAAAACACAACUAAUGUGAUAUCUAUCAGCAGCUCAGACAGAUUAAUUAGACGGUGUGACUGUAUCAUGCAUGUUAUGGUGCAUGCUCCAUGUGAACUAACUGCUGCUGCCCAGAGCUCCACUUGAUGGCACAAGCUAACAGACUGACACUGAUGAGUCUGACACAUGAUGUGUGACCUGUUGUCAGUCAGUCAUGUGGAGUACUUGUAUGAGAAGCAGUGUAUCAUAUUGACCCCUCAGUCAGGUAUUUAUCUGCUCACAGGACAUGAUGUGCAUGAAGAGUAAAAAGGCCUGUUUGAUGUCCUGUCAUUGCACUACUGACAGUAUGGUGCUGACAUCUUCUUUUUACUUCUAUAUCAGUUGUGUUUUGGUUAAGUCUUACCUUUUAUUCUCCAUGCUCACGCAGACCUGUGUGUGUGUAUGUGAGAGAGAGAGAGAGAGACUUCAGAUGACAAUACUGAAUUCUCUGAGCAUGAUGAGCUUUACAUAUCCAACCUUAAGACAUGGAUGAUUCAAGUGGGUUUGUAUUGAGGACUGGGACAGUAAUAAUAGUAUUACAGUGUUUUAGAAGAAGCACAAGGGAUAUGUUCUAAUAUAGUCUAGCAUUAAGAUAAUCCAGAAAGAAAUAACAUUCAGAUGGAUUUAUUUGUUCUUCUGAUGGUGAUGAAUUAUAUGAAGAUAAUGAUGACUGUGGAUUGUUAAAGAGCAUUUUUUGUUUUCUGUCUCUUUUUGGGGUUGUGAAUAAUUAAAACAGAAGUUGAUCUAAA
Molecule: messenger RNA, 6875 nt
Organism: Acanthopagrus latus (yellowfin seabream)
Lineage: Eukaryota; Metazoa; Chordata; Actinopteri; Spariformes; Sparidae
Gene: vps37c
Product: VPS37C subunit of ESCRT-I
Exons: 6
Coding region: 482-1549 (355 amino acids)
Biological process (GO): protein targeting to vacuole; ubiquitin-dependent protein catabolic process via the multivesicular body sorting pathway; protein targeting to membrane
Cellular component (GO): ESCRT I complex
Source: RefSeq, a predicted model, not a curated record